GUAUCAUUAAACUAAUGAACAAGAAAGCAAAAAGAAAAAGAUCAAAUGAUUAACUUUUUUUCCAGCAUAAAAAUGAUUCGAAGGAGGACUCUGCUCUUGCCCUGCUUUUGAGAAAAAUGGCCACACUUUUUCUGGCCAUUGCAUGCUUAUGCUGUGCUCUGUUGAGCUGUGGAAUCGGAGCUGAACUCGAAGGAUCACAGAGCAGAUCCAUCGCAGCUGCGAGAGAACAACCUUACAGAACCUCCUAUCACUUCCAGUCUCCUCGGAACUGGUUAAAUGAUCCUAAUGGUCUUAUGUAUUACAAAGGGGUUUACCACUUGUUCUACCAGUACAAUCCUCACAGCGCCCUCUUCAGCAACGGUAUAGUAUGGGCGCAUUCAGUUUCGUAUGAUCUAGUCAACUGGGUUCACCUUAAUCACGCCCUCGAGCCAAGCGAACCAUUCGACGUCAAAAGUUGCUGGUCAGGUUCUGCUACUAUCCUUCCAGGGAGCAGACCAGUCAUUUUGUAUACUGGCAUAGACGCAAAUUAUCGUCAAGUGCAGAACUUGGCGAUUCCAAAGAAUGAGUCUGAUCCCUUCCUACAAGAAUGGGUCAAGUUCUCACAGAAUCCGAUUAUUGUUCCUCCCAUAGGAAUCGAACCGGACAAUUUUCGAGACCCAACAACUGCCUGGUGGGGUCCAGAUGGUAAAUGGAGGAUUAUAGUUGGAAGCUGGAGGGACAACAUAGGAAUGGCGAUUCUUUAUCAAAGUGAUGACUUCUUUCACUGGUCUAAAUCCGAGCAUCCUCUUUUCACAUUGAGCAAUACCAGCAUGUGGGAGUGCCCAGACUUUUUCCCGGUAUCCACAGAUAGCACAAAUGGCAUGGACACAUCAACCCUGAACCCAAGCACUAAGCACGUGAUGAAGGCAAGCUUCAAUAGUCACGAUUAUUAUGUGCUAGGCACUUAUAAUCUUGAGCUGGAAAGGUUUUCACCAGAUGAUGACCUCAAGGGAGCUAGUCCGGACUUAAGAUUGGACUACGGGAAGUACUACGCUUCCAAAUCGUUCUUUGACAGUGCAAAGAACCGGAGAAUACUGUUCGGAUGGGUCAACGAGUCGGAUAGUACAGAGGAUGACAUAGCAAAGGGUUGGUCUGGACUUCAGGCAUUUCCAAGAGAAAUUUGGCUAGACAGAAGUGGAAAGCAACUGAUACAGUGGCCUGUUGAGGAAAUCAAAACUUUGCGCGACAAAAAUAUUGGUGUUAAGUCUCUGGGACUCGACGGUGGUUCAACUUAUGAAGUUUCAAAUAUCACUGCUUCACAGGUGGACGUCGAAGUUGCCUUUGAAUUGCCCAAACUGGAAGAGGCCGAGCUCAUGGAUCCAAACUGGGUCGACCCCCAAAUUCUGUGCAGCGAAAAGAAUGCAUCGGUUGGGGGCAUGUAUGGACCGUUUGGUUUGUUAGCUUUGGCGACGAAGGAUUUAAGAGAACAAACGGCGAUAUUCUUUAGAGUAUUCAGAGGCCAUAACAGAUACAUUGUCCUGAUGUGUAGUGAUCAAAGCAGGUCUUCAUUGAGGAACGAGAUUGAUAAGACCAUAUAUGGAGCUUUCCUCGACAUAGAUCCUCAAGUCGAGAAGAUUUCCUUAAGAACCUUGAUAGAUCACUCUAUUAUUGAGAGCUUUGGUGGGGAAGGGAAAGUAUGCAUCACUAGUAGGGUGUAUCCAGUGCUGGCUAUCGACGAAGCAGCUCGCGUGUAUACUUUCAACUAUGGAACUCUUAGUGUACGAAUUGAGAGACUGGAUGCGUGGAGUAUGAGGAAAGCCCGUAUUGGUCCCGGAGAAUCAUUGGUGUCCCAGUGCGAGAACCUCUCAUUUCGCGGAUCUGAGGAGUGUCCAUCCUGUGCAGCAUCACCCUCACAUUGUGAGGAAUCCGCUUCCGCGAUCUGAAAUGCUCAAAGCAAGACUGAUUCUAGCGUUCUCAUCCAUGUUUUCCCUCCACACCGUAUAGCAUGCCAUGGGACAUAUCCGCAGAAUCGCUGCAUUACUUCCCGACCGUGUAGAAAUCUGAAUCAAUAAAAAGUAGUACCAGUCAGAGUCCUUUGUAAUCCUGAUUCAAUAUGAAUGGUAUACUUCUGCAAAAUGGGCCUUCUCUG
Messenger RNA from Rhodamnia argentea, 2128 nucleotides. Its product is annotated as beta-fructofuranosidase, insoluble isoenzyme CWINV6-like. NCBI's taxonomy places the organism in Eukaryota, Viridiplantae, Streptophyta, Magnoliopsida, Myrtales, Myrtaceae. The record is from RefSeq and is a predicted model, not a curated record. Gene Ontology annotation, molecular function: hydrolase activity, hydrolyzing O-glycosyl compounds. The coding region runs from base 117 to 1922 and encodes 601 amino acids. The transcript has 7 exons. Gene Ontology annotation, biological process: carbohydrate metabolic process.